Messenger RNA from Closterium sp. Yama58-4, 3225 nucleotides. The record is from the annotation of a GenBank genome assembly. Lineage: Eukaryota; Viridiplantae; Streptophyta; Zygnematophyceae; Desmidiales; Closteriaceae.
AUGUGCCUUCGCCCAUCAGGCGUUGCCGCCUCUGCUGUCAUGGCAGCAUCCACAGCAAGAGCAGCAGCAGCAGCGGCGGCAGUAGCACAAACAGCAGCAGUACCAGCAGCAGCACAAACAGCUGCAGCAGCAGCAGCAGCAGCAGCAGCAGCAGCACAAGCUGCAGCUGCAGCAGCACAAACUGCAGCAGAAGUCACAGCAGCACAAGUAGCACGAGGCACGGGGAGAGGGAGCGGAGGCAGGGGGCUAAGGAGGGGAGGCAGGGGGAGAGGGAGGGGCGGAGCAGCAACAAGGGGAGGAGGAGAGGAGGAGAGGAGUAGCACGUCUAUAAACGACCUUCCUGACCAUGUACUGGUUGAGAUUCUCUCACUCGCCAACCACCUUGAUCCCACUUCGCUAUCCUUGGAGAGUAUGGAGAAUCUGAAUAGUCAGGAGGAUUUUGGGCAUCUCUCUAACCUGCAAUCAUUUGUCCUGAGUGAUAACUCCGCACAGCAGCAGCCGCCAUCCUCCUUCACUCAGCUUUCGUCGCUCACACGGCUAGAGCUGAAGGGGUGCGAAUUAGCGGAGAUCCUUGAGGGCAUCAGUGGGCUGACGAAGCUUCAAGGGCUCUGCAUCGACUUAUGCAGCAAAGUGCGGGAGAUACCCGAGGCCAUCACGGCUCUCAGGCACCUGGAGAGCUUGCGCGUUGAGUGUUGUGCGAACCUCGCUCGGAUGCCCGGGAAUCUGGAGAGCCUUGAGAGGCUCAAGCAGCUUGAGAUUAAAGGAUGCCCGCUGUUGCUGGACGCUCCGUCACUACUGCCACCUUCGGUUGAGAUUCUAAUCGUACAGCAGCUGCGGGAGCUUCACAUUCAUGAUGCUCGGGAUUUGGAGGAGCUACUUGGAUGUGUUACAAUGCUGCAGCACCUCAAAUCCCUCGUAAAUAAAGCUCUAAAGCUAGCUCCCCUGCCUGACAGCAUUGGUUCGGCGUUGAAGGGACGCGCCGAGGUCUCGGUUUGGCAGAGAGUGAGUGGGUUAGCCCGAGGCUACCGUUCGAGCUCAAAUUCUACAACAGUAUGGUUACCAGGGCUGGUAGCUCCACGAAAUCCUGUGGAGGGAACAAUGGGCGGGAUUGGCAUUCGACAAACAGGUCUGUGGAAUGAGAGACUGGAGCUAGGGCUGCCUACAGACUGCACGCCUCAAAUGGCUUCCCCUCAUCUCGAUAUGGAUCACGUUAUGGCGGGCGAAAACCCCAAUCCGAGCGGGAAGGACUUCCUCUUGGAUGAUCCUACAGACGAUCUCCCGCUGGCGGAUCUUGGUGACGUUGAGUCUCAUGCCGCCAAGAAGCCGUGUGUGGCGGCGGCCGGGGCUAAUGACGGCAACCCUGGAACAUCUUCGGCCGGCUUGGCUGCAUCGGCCUCCUCUGCACCGGCCCCUCAUCGGCCUCCUCUGCACCGGCCCCUCAGCAGGGGCAAACCCUGCUGGCGGUGGAACAGCCCCCCCCCCACUCGCCCUCUUCGCCGCCCCUCGUCUGGCCACGGCGGGUCCGACGUCCCUUCCCCGCCGCCGCAGGGCGUAGUUACCCUCUUGCUGCCGGAAGCUGGUGCUGAUGCGAAUCGGGCUGACAUUCUUGUUCGGAUGUCCGCCUUGCUGCGGGGACAUAUGUUCCCGAAUGGAACCAUCCCCUCCUAUGAGGCUACGUCCGCUAAGGCACUUCGGGAUGGCCUGUCGUGGCUGGAGGAUUUGCACUUCUUCCAUCGGGUUUCGGGCCCCUACAAAGGCGUGGCGUUCACGAUCAUGGAUGGCAUCCCGAUACUAUGCCCCGAACGUAGUGAAGCGUCCGUCUUUUCCACUCUCAUGACACAACACUCCCUUGUGGACGCCUUCCGCGUCCUGCAUCCCAACGCUACUCUCUUUUCCUACUUUGGCCACCCUCGCACUACUUCCAACACAUCCUCACCCAUCCCCGCCCCUCGUCUUGAUCGCACAUAUAUCUCCGCUUCGUUGCGACCUCACCUGGCUUCAUCCCCCUAUCUCCUCAUUCUUUCUGGUGUCUCCGAUCACACCCUUGCACCGCUCUGCUCUUUCCUCUUCGAUAACCCUGCUGCGGUACCCCGCGCAUGGCGUCUCGGCACCUCCCUCCCCCCCCGCCCCAACAUCUCGCGCAUUAUCGAUGAACACCUCCGUCUUCUCCCUUCCCCCAUAUCCCCCAUCGAUUGGGACCUAUGGAAAUUCUGUCUGUGCCUUGCCCUGAAACGCUUCUCCUCCCAGGAACGUCGCCGUGUGGACAAAACAGUCGUCUAUCUCUGUCACCUCAUCUGCUCACUACAACACCAAGCCUCCUCUCAUCCUCCCGAUUCAUCUGUCACGGCACCGCUGCUUCAAGCCAAGCAACAACUUGCGGCAUAUGAAACCACCAAAAUAACCGAAGUUGCUUUGAAAGAAAAACUCAAAGUUGAAACCCAUCGGGAAGUGGGUCUGUCGUCUCUUCUUGUUGGACUUGGCUCCCGCUCCAAGGCUGCCCACAUCUCGUCCAUCAUCCUCCCAAAUGGGCAAUCGACAUCGCACCUCCCCACCAUAACAGCGAUUUGCACAGACUUUUUCAAAUUACUUUACAGUGGUAAUACCUUCAUCUCGCGUGAUGAGUCCUUUUGGCAACACGUUCCUCGGACUUCCCUCCCGUCCUCAAUGCUCUCCUCCCUGGCUGCUCCUUUUACGCCCCUCGAGAUAGGCAAAGCCAUCUCUUUGCUCGCCGCGGAAAAACCCCUGGACCAGACGGCCUUCCGGGCGAGCUUUAUCGAUAUCUCAAGCCCCACUUCGCCCUGUGGAGGAGCGUUCGUCUGGGAAGCGCGGUAUUUAUCGCGGAUUGCCAUGGCAACGUCUUGGGCGUUUGCUGCUCAAUCGGACGCUACCUGCUACACGUGGCUGCCACGUGCUCGCAGGCCACUCGCACGCGCAUCACUCCCUGCCAUCCCCUUCCCGCCUCUCGCGCCUCUCAUCGCCGCGGCGCCACUCAUCGACGCCGCACGCAUCUCGCCUCGCCCCCUCCCUCGUCCCCUCCCCUCACUCCUCUCCUCCGCGCCGCACGUCUCCCCUCUGCCCGCUCGGCGCGCGUCGUCGCGGCCCGCUUUAUUGCGCGCUGCGUCCGUGCGGGCGGCAGCUGACGCGGGCAGCGAUGGCGGCGGCCCCGCCACCGCGGAAGGUGCGUCGCCGGCCAAGCGUGGCUCCCCCCUCUUUCUCCUCCGUUGA